CGCAUACUGCGCAGCAUCACUGCCCGAAGGCGACAUAUCAUCAACCACUAUAUCCACAUCGACGCCUUCGACUGCCAGCGCCACCCUAUAGCUAUUAGCUGCUUGCCUUGCCUUGCCGUCGAUCGCAUCCUUAGUCAGCGCAAUUCAAGCGUUCACCUCUCAACACACUCACCACCAUGUCGUCGAAGCGACACUCUGUGCGGCCCGUGGUGGUCCACGUACAGCCCGACAACAUACCAACUCCAUCAAGCCCACCAUCAGCGACAACGACAGCCAAGACAGUCCGAUUCGCACCCUCCUCCAACAAUGGCAGCUCGCGACCUUUGACGUCAAUCGAAGCCUGGUCACUCUAUCACUUCGAGAUCCACGCACGACAAUGCAGAGACUGCUACGACCCGUAUGACGUCUACAAGAAACGUCGUUCCCUAUGCGAAGUGGGCCACGGUCUCGCAUCCGAUGUCGCCUGCCAUGUCUACUACCAAAGCGGCGACAUCUACUCCUGUUCCAAAGGCGACUCUGAACUCGUCCGUGUCGAGAUUCCCCACGGCUACGAUCAUACUCGACUUCUUUUGAAAGCCUUCGAUCGAAAACUACGCUCACACCGGAACUCAGCACCACUCGUACACAGCUACGAUAGAAGCUAUCCCGUCUCAGCACGACGCUACUACCCAGAUGGAGGCAAAGAAGACGUCCUCAUCGAACCCGCAUCCUCAAAACCAGAACGCAAAUCCUCAGAUCGAAAGUCCCGACACAAACCACUUCGAUACUCAACCGUCGUCCUCCAAGACGACGACACCGAACUUGUCUCCGGCACCAAAACUUCCGAACGACGAGGAUCCUUGUACGAGAAGGACGCUCAACGCAAGAAACAAGAUUAUCGUGUUGAGAUCCGCGAACCUUCGACUUCUGAACGUCAAAGGCGGAGGGACGAUGGCAGGAGGAAUUCCGUUUGGCUUUGAGCAUGAUAUAAUCACCAUGCCAAUACGUCGUGACUGACUGAGCCCUGCGGGACGGGACUUGAUCUUUACCCCCAACAACUACUGAAUUUCUUUGUUCUGAGAUACUAUGUUUCGACACUUUGAGCGAUAGUGAUAGCGAUAGGAUGAUACCCAGGAAGAUGUCUCGAAGCGGUGAAGCAGCUCGACAUGGAAAUUGAUUGAAAAUUACGAAUCAAACUUGCACAUGAUG
Messenger RNA from Pseudocercospora fijiensis CIRAD86, 1188 nucleotides. RefSeq lists its product as uncharacterized. The transcript has a single exon. The coding region runs from base 177 to 959 and encodes 260 amino acids. Lineage: Eukaryota; Fungi; Ascomycota; Dothideomycetes; Mycosphaerellales; Mycosphaerellaceae. The record is from RefSeq and is a predicted model, not a curated record.